UUUAGCUACACACAAGUGAUCAAAUAUGCUGUUGAAUCUCGACACAAGUUUCUAUUUAAGUUUUAAUUUCAAAUGUUUUAUUGAGUGAUAUUCAUAAUUAACUCCGUUCCUCUCAACUAUUGAGAUUAAUUUAAUUCUCAAAACAAUUGUGAUCCAUUUUAAACAAGACUUGAUGACUAUUCAGCUCAAUCUGACUCACAAUUUAAAUUUUAAUCUUCCCCUUUGCAGUACAUUCAAUGCUCGUUUUUCUAAUGAUUUUUAGCAUUCAUUCUUUCACUGAUUCUUUGCGAUUGCAAGAAUUCCACACCUGCAUAUUAUUUAAUCUUACACCUUAAAUUUAAAUGUAAAUGUAAUUCAGAAAGAUUAAUUAAAUUAAGGAAACUUUCAAAUCGGCGGCGGCGGCGAUGUUACAAGCUGCCACCUCGUGAUAAAAGAUAAAAAUAAGUUAAAAAAUUAUUUCGGCUUAUUUUUGCUUGUUGUUGUAAUUUUAUUGCGAUGACAAUUAUUUAAAUUGUCUCUUUUCACUGUCAACUUACUUCACUGACAUUUUUUUUCGUUAAUUGUCACCCUGAAGUCAUCAAAUCAAGCAGAAAACAUUAAUCCUGGAGAGUCAUAAUUCAAAGAAUGACAUCGAUGUUCUUAAGUACUUUAACACCUAAAUUUUACGUUGCCCUGACUGGAACUUCAUCACUUAUCUCUGGACUUAUCUUGAUUUUUGAAUGGUGGUACUUUCGUAAAUAUGGUACAUCAUUUAUUGAACAAGUCUCACUAAAUCACAUCUCUCCCUGGUUGGGCAGCAGUGAUACUAGCAAUGACACUCCAACAACCACUACCGCUACCGCUACUACUACUACUACGAAUACAACUACCACUACUACUGCUACUACAACUACUAAUGGAAAUGGAAAUGGAAAUGGAAACAAUUCUUCGAGUAGUUCUAACAGCUCAAGUCAGCUUUCUUUAGAAUGCAAAGUGUGGCGCAAUCCGUUAAGUUUAUUUAGAGGAGCUGAAUAUAAUAGAUUUGCAACCGCUACUCGUAAAGAACCUUUAACGUACUAUGAUAUGAAUCUUUCUGCACAAGACCAUCAAACAUUUUUCACGUGUGAAGGCAUCGAUCCAGGUAAAGAUAAAUAUGAAAUGAUGCAAACGGCCUGGAGAGAAAGAGAUCCGAGUGCUCGCAUCAAAGCAGCUCAUGAAGCUUUAGAAAAAAAUCCAGAAUGUGCAACUGCAUUAAUAUUAUUAGCAGAAGAAGAAGCUCCGACUAUACUUGAAGCUGAAAAAAUUUUAAAACAAGCUCUUAAAGUGGCUGAAGCCAAUUAUCGAAAAAGUCAGCAAUAUCAUCACCAAAAUUCAAAUUAUGAAGCAAUUCAUCGUCGUGACACAAAUGUACUUAUUUAUGUGCGCCGUCGUUUAGCCAUGUGUGCUCGUAAAACUGGAAAAUUGAAAGAAGCGACCAAAAUGAUGAGAGAUUUGAUCAAAGAAUUUCCUAUGAUGAAUGUUUUUAAUAUUCAUGAAAAUUUGAUUGAAGCUCUUUUAGAAAUGCAAGCUUAUGCUGAUGUACAAGCAGUUCUUUCUAAAUACGAUGAUAUUAAUUUGCCAAAAUCAGCUUCGAUAUGUUAUACUGCAGCACUUUUAAAAGCACGCGGAGUAUGCGAAAAGUUUUCACCCGACUUAGCUUCUAAACGAGGUUUAACCCCCGCUGAGAUGCAUGCCGUCGAAGCAAUUCAUCGAGCCGUUGAAUUUAACCCACAUGUACCUAAAUAUUUGUUGGAAAUGAAAAGUCUUAUUCUCCCUCCUGAACAUAUACUCAAACGAGGAGAUAGUGAGGCGAUAGCCUACGCUUUCUUCCAUCUAGCACAUUGGAAAAGGGUGGAAGGAGCUCUUAAUCUUCUUCAUUGUACAUGGGAAGGAACUUUCAGGAUGAUUCCAUACCCAUUAGAAAAAGGUCAACUAUUUUAUCCAUAUCCAACAUGCACUGAAAGUACAGAUCGAGAAUUGCUACCAGCAUUUCACAAUGUUUCAGUGUAUCCAAAAAAAGAGCUACCAUUCUUUAUUCUUUUUACCGCUGGUUUGUGCUCUGUCACCGCAUUAUUAGCACUGUUAACGCACUCUUACCCUGAACCAAUGGGUGCUUUAGCAAAGAUAUUGAUAAGUUGGUUUUCGUUACCUGUUGCUUUUUUCGUGGAAAAGCUGGAAACUUUAGUUCCGUCUAGUUUGUUCCAGCAACUUUCUAGAGUGUAAUUUGUAUUUCCUUACAUAAUGACUAUAGAGAAGAAGAAACUGAAAAAGAAAAGAAUGAACAAAACUCGGGCGAUAAUUGAUGAGAUAAUUAAAUAAUAUCAGUUGAAGUCACAUAAAUUUAACAACUUAUUUACCGAAACACGAGACGCUUAUUAAUAAUAGAGCAACAAUAUCAAUUCUUGUUUUUCUUCUACUUUCUCUUUAAAGCUCUUUCAAUUACCCUCAGAUGAAUUCAUUUCUUUUUCUUUCUCCUUCUCUCUUCAUUCGUAUUUUUGUUCUUCUGUGUGAAAUGCCUUCUACUCUGAGAAUGAUUACUAAGCAUAUUGCUUAUUUUUCUUUUCUCUGUACACAAAAACAACCAUUUCUGAUUGUUCUCUUCAACAAAAAGCUACAAGAAACAAAAAAAAUCGUGUAACAAAUUUAAAUUAUUGUCAAUUAUCGGUGUAAUACUCUCUUCACUCUCACUUUUGUGACUAAAGUCAUUCUUUGACUAACUUUAAAUUUACUCCAUGAAAAAAAUCAAAUAUAAAGCUAAAAAAACUCAUGUUUUUUUGUGGCAAUUUCCAGUGGUAAAAUAAUUUGUGAUAAAUAUAAAUCGUAACAGAACAAUA
This is a messenger RNA of Tetranychus urticae (two-spotted spider mite), 2852 nucleotides long. RefSeq names its product protein ST7 homolog. The record is from RefSeq and is a predicted model, not a curated record. NCBI's taxonomy places the organism in Eukaryota, Metazoa, Arthropoda, Arachnida, Trombidiformes, Tetranychidae. Gene Ontology annotation, molecular function: protein binding.